UUUAUUUCUGACACCUGUUGCUGAGGACACCGCGCACACAGCCGUACACAACGAGGAGCGUGUGCCACCGUUUUUCAGACUUUAUUUCCACAUCUUUACAUAACAAGUUGGGACUUUUGUGGUGGGGGGGUACUGACAGGUCUGCGGAUCGCCGGAGACUGCGUUAUAUUCCUAUAAAAUCGGACAAGGACUUUGGUGAGGUUUUUUCCUCCGUGAAGGUGAUCGAGCAGUGAGAGGAAGUGUCCAAAAAAGUGACACUUUUUGGAAUCAACAAAGAAUUUUGUAUCUGUUAUCACACAGUGAGCGCUCUGCAGCAGGGUCCUGUAGGAUCAUUCAGAAGGGGUUUCCCUUUCAAUAAUAAAAAAAAACCAAACACCGAUCCGUCUAUCGUUUUCCAGCCGGACUCAGAGUCACACUUUUCGGACUUGAGCGCUUCGGAUGGUGGGAAGAGAAACUUUUCUUGGAGAGCUGAGCAGCAGCUGGAUUCGCGCACAGCAGAGCAGGUUGGGUGCUGACUAUAGCAGACUUUAGGACGGAGGUGUUUUUUCCUCUGCUCCUCCCCCCCUCUUCUCUCCAACUGUGCCAGCCCUAAACCCACAGAGCACUUUCCCCAGCGCCGGCUGUGUGGCGGUGACGCGGCGAACCAUGGACAACAGGCCUGUCCGGAGAAGGCGAACCGGUGCCGUGCGACAUCUGCUGCUGGCAGCCGCCUUCCUCGCCUGCAGCUCCCAACUGCUGGUGGUGGACGCCAACUCAUGGUGGUCACUAGCUCUGACCCCGAUCCAGCGGCCAGAGAUGUACAUCAUUGGAGCUCAGCCUCUCUGCAGCCAGCUGUCUGGUCUCUCUCAGGGCCAGAGGAAGCUGUGCCAGCUGUACCAGGACCACAUGGUCUACAUUGGAGACGGAGCCAAGACGGGCAUCAAGGAGUGCCAGUACCAGUUCAGGCAGAGGAGGUGGAACUGCAGCACAGUGGACAACACAUCUGUGUUCGGGCGGGUCAUGCAGAUUGGCUCCAGGGAAACAGCCUUCACCUACUCCAUCAGCGCGGCAGGAGUGGUGAACGCCAUCAGCCGGGCGUGCCGUGAGGGCGAGCUCUCUACCUGCGGCUGCAGCCGUGCCGCUCGACCUCGAGACCUGCCCCGCGAUUGGCUGUGGGGUGGCUGCGGCGACAACGUGCACUACGGCUACCGAUUUGCCCGGGAGUUCGUGGACGCCAGGGAGAGAGAGAAGAAUUACCCGCGCGGUUCGACUGAGCACGCCCGAACACUGAUGAACCUGCAGAACAAUGAAGCAGGGAGACAGGCAGUCUAUAACCUCGCAAAUGUGGCCUGUAAGUGUCACGGCGUCUCAGGUUCCUGCAGUCUGAAGACCUGUUGGCUUCAGCUGGCCGACUUCAGGCGUGUCGGGGAGUUCCUGAAGGAGAAAUACGACAGUGCGGCUGCCAUGCGCAUCGGACGCAAGGGCAAGCUGGAGCUGGUAGACAAGCGCUUCAACACCCCAACCCCGGACGACCUGGUCUACAUCGACCCCAGCCCCGACUACUGCCUCCGCAACGAGACCACGGGCUCUCUGGGCACGCAGGGGCGCCUCUGCAACAAAACCUCAGAGGGCAUGGACGGCUGCGAGCUCAUGUGCUGCGGCCGAGGGUACGACCAGUUCAAGACCUACAAGCACGAGCGCUGCCACUGCAAGUUCCACUGGUGCUGCUACGUCAAGUGCAAGCGCUGCACAACACUCGUGGACCAGUUUGUGUGUAAAUAGCACUGGAAAGCGGGAUGAGAGAGGAGGAGAGGGAGAGGAGAUAGAGAGGGAGAUGGUGGAGGGUGAGGGAUCGGAGAAAAGGAGGAUGAUCUUUCAGGGUUUUGUUCGGGAUAAGUUGAGACACAAAAGUUCUAUUUUCUGAUCAGUUUCCUUCUCUCCCCCACAUAUAAACCUCCUGCUUUUUCACAUCAACAGCAAAAGCUGCAGCACCUGUGUGGGCAUUUUUAGCACAAAGAUUUAGAGAUAGAUAAAUAGGGAAAGAACAGAUGGAUGAAAAGAUAGAAAGCAAGGAAGAGUGCGAUUUCUUCCGUGCUUUAACAAUUCUGAUUGUUUUUCUCACUGCUCCAUCGUCACUUUCUGCUGUCCUGUAUAAUAUCCUGAUCACAACCCUGAAGGAAGGAGGGAUGGAAAGAAGGAAGGAUGGACAAAGAAGGACAUUAAGGAUAAAUGGACCUAGAAAGAGGAACAACUGGAUCCUAAAAGGGGGGCGGACACAUGUGACGAGUGUGAUAAAGAUAUGAGAGAAGAAAUAAAUAUAUAAUUAAAUAAUAAAUAAACAUACAACUGUUAUUUAAAGAGACUCAAACAAACCUAAGGCACAGUUUGGACCCAUGAAACUCAGUCCUUUUGGAGAUUGAAGCCAUUUGAGUGUUGAAUAAUGUCACCAUGACUCUUUUCAAAGAACUUUUGACCUUUAACCCUGCGAGAGGAACGAUUGCAUAUGUGACUUUCCCUAACGUUGCACAAACAAACUUGCAAGAGAACACCAGGAAUGCAGAAAAAUGUCCAGACUGAACCAGAGGGAUGAGAGCGAGAGGAGGAAUCACUUACUGAGGGUCGAGGGAAAAAAAGGGAAAAAGUUCAACUUUGGACAAUUAUUUUGCAACAAAAACUUAGAAGACAGUUUCACACACCACACAGCUAAUUGGGAAACUCAAGCACAGAUGUGUCCAGCUGUAGAAAAUGCAUUUAAAAGUGGAGUUAAAACACUUCAAGUCAAAAAGGACGAAUGACUUUCAGGACACACUCUGUCCAUUUGUCUCAGUGUAACUACUGCUGUUAGAGCAGAUUCCCAGCACCUGUGAGCUGACAAGUGUGUCUGUGCAGGUUAAUGAGGCCAGAUUGCAGCCAUCUUGACAACCGCAGCCAUUUAAAACAAGCUGCGACCUUCAUCUGACAAUGAAGUGAGCAAAACCUCCAUUAGUGUGAUUAAUGUGCUGUAUCUGUUUUAAUGAACCCGCACUAAGAGACACGUUCACUGCGAGUGGACCUCUUCAUCUCAUGUUGUUAUGCAACUUGUUAAGUCAACAAAAAGCCCUGUGGUGUCGAUUUGGCAGUUUUUGCCACCAAUUUAACAUUUUAUAAUACUGUUAUACCAUGAAUUUUGCAAUUUGUAUGGGUUGGGUUGAGAAUAUUGUAAGCGUAUAAUGUAAUCCAAUCGAUAGACGCAAACAUGAAGAGGACAAGUGGACAGAAGAGGACUGAACAUGCUGCGGAAAAAAACUGAAUGUGUGAGCGUGGAAAAACAGGACUGCAAUUUAUUAUGUGCUACUUUAAAAAGAAGUAGUAGAUCAGAAAAGAAGGUAUAUUUUAUUAUUGUUUUUCAUUUUCUGUUUUCUAUGUUUUAUACAUGAGUAUUAUUGUGUAUUCUUUUGAUAAACUAGUCUUCGACAA
Messenger RNA from Morone saxatilis (striped sea-bass), 3435 nucleotides. It is a transcript of the gene wnt5b, whose product is annotated as wingless-type MMTV integration site family, member 5b. The coding region runs from base 646 to 1761 and encodes 371 amino acids. NCBI's taxonomy places the organism in Eukaryota, Metazoa, Chordata, Actinopteri, Moronidae. Gene Ontology annotation, molecular function: frizzled binding; cytokine activity. The transcript has 8 exons. The record is from RefSeq and is a predicted model, not a curated record. Gene Ontology annotation, biological process: canonical Wnt signaling pathway; neuron differentiation; multicellular organism development. Gene Ontology annotation, cellular component: extracellular region.